Molecule: messenger RNA, 2020 nt
Organism: Aureobasidium subglaciale EXF-2481
Lineage: Eukaryota; Fungi; Ascomycota; Dothideomycetes; Dothideales; Saccotheciaceae
Exons: 5
Coding region: 321-1853 (510 amino acids)
Molecular function (GO): monooxygenase activity; oxidoreductase activity, acting on paired donors, with incorporation or reduction of molecular oxygen; iron ion binding
Source: RefSeq, a predicted model, not a curated record
UCCAACACCCAGAUUGGCCCAGUCUGUAUGCUAGGGUCAGUUGUCCGGCAAGUGGACAAAGUCUGAUCUUCGGUACCUAGGGUCUUCGACGGCCCUACCGCAGGCCUGACCUUCGAAUUGGCAGAGUCUGCUCUCGAGUCCAUUGUUGUAAUUGAUGUCGUCUGUGUAUCCGAUGCGUGAAGAGAUUAGUCCAUACGAUUGUGUCAAUUUAAGCCGAGCUGAUUUUGCGAGUGUCGGAAGUCCGAAUCCGAUGCAAAUCCUUCAGACUUUGUUUAUGUACGUACUUGUUAUGCUCUGGAGGCUUCACGAUCAUCUGCACCAUGACCAUUCAAAGCUUGCCUGAGGCGCUGGCCGUGCCAAUCACUGUGGUGGUUGGUAUCGUGAUCGCAGCCUUUAGUUAUCUUGCAGUUUUCUGUGUCCAUAGGAUAUACAUCCAUCCUCUAGCCAAAUACCCUGGGCCAUUCUUGGCGAAGGUCACAAAUCUCUAUUCGGCAUACCAUGCCUGGCGCGGAGACAUACACAUUGACAUGUGGCGAUGCCACCAGAAAUAUGGAGACUAUGUGCGCUAUGCGCCUAAUCGGGUCAUGUUUUAUAGUGCAGAUAGCGCUAGAGACAUCUACGGAAAUAAGCAAACAAACAUCUUCAAGUCUAAGGUGUACGACACUCUAAGACAUCGGGCCGGUAAUACUUUGACGCUCAGGAACAAACAGGAGCAUGCGCGCCGACGCAGAAUCAUGAGCUCGGGAUUUUCUGAUGCAUCAUUGCGAUCACUCGAGCCUAAGAUUCUGGCUCAAGUGGGCAAGCUCAUCCAGGGCCUGACGGGAGACUCUCAGGAUUCUUCGCCGCAAAGUUCAGUUAAUGGUACUACAAUCAGGAAUAUGGCUUUCUGGUGUGACCAUCACGCAUUCGAUCUGAUGUCGAGCCUCAUCUUCAGUACAUGUUUCGACACGCUUGCUCAGCCAGACUUCCGCUACGUCCCUAGGUCCAUCGAAAGCUCCAACGAACGCAUGAGCGUGAUCUUGCAAGCUCCAGAACUCAUGCUCCGAAGAUUGGACAAGAAGUUGUUUCCACGUUCGAUUCAGGAUCGGAAUAAAUUUCUCCAAUUUCUAGGACACGUCAUUGGUUCGAGAACCAAAACUACUGGCAAACAGUCAGGUCAAGACAUAUUCUCCUUUUUCGAAGACGCAAGAGAUCCAGAGACUGGAGAAGGCUUCAAGACUGGAGAGCUAUUGGCCGAGUCUGCUACGCUGAUUGUAGCCGGCUCAGACACAACUUCGGUAACUUUGUCUGGUGUAUUUCACUAUCUUGGUCAGCAUAAAUCGGCAUAUGACCUUGCAGCAGCAGAGGUGCGAAACGCUUUCGAGUCCCGACAGGCAAUUUCCAUCGGUUCGAAGCUUGCUUCCUGCGUUUAUCUCCGUGCAUGCGUAGAGGAGACCCUUCGCAUGUCUCCUCCUACCGGAAGCGCGCUUUGGCGAGAGGUGGGUGAGGGGGGCGCUUAUAUCUCCGAUCAGUUCAUACCUCAGGGAUGUGACGUCGGUGUCGGCAUAUAUGCCAUCCAUCACAAUCCUGCUUACCACAUCGAACCCUUCGAAUUUCGACCUGAGCGCUUCCUCGGAGUUGAAGAGUACAGUAUGUCUCGUCAAGCAUUCAUGCCUUUCUCUUUUGGUUCCCGAGGCUGCAUCGGAAAGGGCUUGGCCAUGACCGAGAUUAUGCUUACGAUGGCCUCUGUCCUAUGGACUUGUGAUUUCAAAGAAAGCAAGGACGAAGUACUGCAAGGGGAAUACGCUCUCAAGGACCACAUCGUUGGAGCAAGAAAGGGGCCCAAGCUCGAGUUCUGUCGGAGAGAGUUGUGAAGGGAGCCCACCAAAGCGAGAUAAAUAGACGCAGUAUAGUCUCAUGUACCUUGUCCCUAAACUUAGGUCCCAGAACAGUUGAUGUAAAUAGGCUGUGACAAUCUGAAGUGACGUGCGGCGUACUGACAGAUCUUCUUUGGAGAUAAAGCAUGGGUCCGAUCGGCUAG